AUGACUGAAUAUUCCGGGUAAGUAAACAGAUAUGAUCAGAGUUAAGAAAUUGACAUUUUUAAAUGUGCAGGUCCAGGGUUGCAGAGUAACUGCUUACAGUUACAUGUAAUCUGAUUAUCAAAAAACGGUAACUCUAAUCAGUUACGUUACCAGCCAAAAUAUUGUAAUCAGAUUACAGAUACUUUUUUAAAAAACGAGAUGAUUACUUCUUGGAUUACUUUUUAAUUCAGAAAGGAUGUAAAUCAUUUUUUAAAAACAUUAUGACACCUUUCUGUAAACCUCAAUAUCAUUCAAUUCAGCAUUGAAAAGAGGCGCAAGUUAAAGUUUGUUCCACCUGAGCGAGUCUGACCACAAGUCAGAGACCACUAUGAUGAUACACCAAAUGCGUUUGAUGGAUCCUUUUUGUCUUCUUCUAAUGCCUCUUAAAGGGAAAGUAAUCCGAAAGUAACAUAAAGUAAUCAGAUUACAUAACUGAGUUUGGGUAAUCCAAAAGUUACGUUACUGAUGACAAUUUUGAACAGGUAACUAGUAACUGUAACGGAUUUCAUUUAGAAAGUAACCUACCCAACCCUGCAGGCCUAUACCUUGCUUUUGAAUACUUACAGACUGAAAAACCAAUCGGUAAAAAAGCAAAAACUAAAGAUUGGACAAUGAUCAUCCACCUUGCAGAUUGUAACUGUAAUUGCAGAUUCCUAGUGGAUUUAAUCUUUGCCAGAUGAAUAGAAACACAGCACUAAUCAGGCUCCACAACCACCACAACAACUCUUGAGUCAUCUAGGCUGGCCGAAGUAGGGCCUUCAUAGGUGUUUGUGUUUCACAUCCUCUUGUGCUGCCCUAUCUAUCUCCAUCAUCGUCACAUAUCAGAUGUUAAGGCAUGCACAUUGGCAGAGAAAAACAAAAAGCCCCUAAAGCCUGUCCAAACCUAUCUCUCUAGCUCUCCGGCUAUUGCACAAAUAAGACGCACAGAGAGGUGAGGGUUGGGUGAUUAUUGCCUGAGAUUACAAUAUAAAAUAAAAGGCUACGGAUAGAAAGGAGCAGACGCUCUGAGCUUUCCUCCCAAGACCAAGGCACUACUACUACUAUUACUAUUCCACUUGAACACACUGACACUACAUUACCAAGAAAAGAGACACAGCACUGCUCUACUCUGUCCAGUGUCCACGGCUGCCAUCAUGUCCAAGAUCAUCUGUGUGACUCUCCUACUGGUCUUCCUGGUCUCAAUUUGGUGCGUUAACACAGGUGAAUAUGCAGAAUACUAUAUGUGGGUUUACAAUAUAGGUGAUAUCAGCUUUAUGUCACACUUGAACAGUGGUGUAAAGUACUUCAGUAAAAAUAGUUUAAAGUACUACUUAAGUCAUUUUUUUGGGUAGCUGUACUUUACUGUACUAUUUAUAUUUUUGACAACUUUUACUUUUACUUCACUGCAUUCCAAAAGAAAAUAAUGUACUUUUUACUCCAUACAUUUUCACUGACACACAAAAUUAUUUGUUAUAUUUUGAAUGCUUAGCAGGACAGGAAAAUUGUCUAAUUCACGCACUUAUCAAGAGAACAUCCCUGGUCAUCCCUACUGCCUCUGAUCUGGCAGACUCACUAAACACACGUGCUUAAUUUGUAAAUUAUAUCUGAGUGUUGGAGUGUGCCCCUGGCUAUACUACUGAAGUAGGAUUUUACUGGGUGACUUUCACUUUUACUGGAGUCAUUUUCUAUUCAGGUAUUAUUUACUUUUACUCAAGUAUGACAAUUGCAUACUUUUUCCAGCAGUGCACUUGUAUUAAACAGCAAAGUAUUUCAUGCCUGCAUGUAGUCAAUUCUGUACAGAUAGAUUUAUCACACCUGAACAUCACUAGGUCAAUGACUAACCUAUCUUUUACAGUGAAUUAAUUUCACACCUUUUCAAUGGUCUGUUUUCUCAAGGUUUGCUCAGUAAUGAAUUGUUUCAGUAUUUCAACAUUUAUGACAAAAUGGGACCAAUGAUUAAGUUAACUCUUCUCCACUCUGUGUAUAGUCUCUUCUGCCAAAUGGUCUGUGAGGGACGUGCUCAGUAAGUGUCGGUGCAAAGGUGAGCAUGUCUAUUUAGUAAGUGCUGUAAAUGAUAAAUGCCAAUGAUGACAGAUUCAUUGUAUUUGUUGACUAUAAAGCAAUUACUGCAAGUUAAAACCACUGCCUAAUUAAAAACAUAAACUUGAACUUGAACUCAAACUUAAACUUAAUUCUGUAGUCUCCUACAAACCUGGGAAAGGUUAUCAUCAUCAUCAUCCUCACUUGCAUACCUAUGAUGACUUAUUGAAUCUGCUAUGAAUAUAAAGAGAUGUGUGUAAUUUAGAACUGUGGAUGCCAUUCUUUCUCCAGUUCUUCCCACUGGGAGAGAGAUCUGCCGCAAGUCACUCAAAACCCCUCAAGAGAGAAAGCAACUGAUGAAAUGCUUUUGCAGGAAAUAUAACCUGAAUAGUGAGUAUACAGUGUGUGUGUGUGUGUGUGUGUGUGUGUGUGUGUGUGUGUGUGUGUGUGUGUGUGUGUGUGUAUGUGCAAUCGUUUUUUGCUUUCCAUACCUGUCUGUCUGUCUGUCUGACUGUCUGUCUGUCUGUCUGUAUAGAACUCAAUGCAAUACCAAACUUGGAGACAAGGCUGGACUUGGAGACAUGUAAGGAUUUUCUGUGGUCCAACCCCAUCUGAGGAUGAGAGGGCAAGGGGGUGAACGUCUCUCUCUCUCUCUCAAAUUAUCUUAAAUCAUUGUUACACCAGCAUAAUCAGUCUUUUAAACAUGUCAAUCAAAUAAAUAAAGGAUUUUUCUAUAUGAUCAAUUCACCUGUUGUGUUUUUAUUCAUUUUUGUGUAUGUGUGUUGCGGUAUAGCCAUAGUGUGAAAACAUUAUCACAACGCAUGCAGAGCCCCUAUAACUAACAGAUGAGUGCUUAGGUUUCAUAGUGGUGGGUUGUCACUCUCUAGAGCCCUGUUUAUACCUGCCAUUAACAUGCGUCCUUCGUCCUGAUCUUGACCUGAACUUGUCUGUUUACACUUAUAAGAUGCAUCUUUUAAUCAACUACACCUGUCUGAAAAAGGUGGGCACAAUCAGAAUGUGGACAAGAUCAACUAACUAAAAACGAACUAGGUUUACCUUUUUGUCUGUGGAUUAAUUGUCGGAGUAGAGAAAUACACAAUUUGUAUGACUCCAGGUCAAAAUUAUAGAUGUCAGGUAAAAUAACGACCCAAUGUUCAUCUCCCAGGACAUGUCCAUGAAUGUUUCAUGUGUGUUUUGACCUGCCCCCAAAUUAAUAUAGUUGGUUCACAGUUGGUUCUGAUAUUUUAAUCUGCAUGUCAUUAUAAGGUCUGGUGUGGGUUGACUAAAUCAGUGCACGAGCCCGUGGCCGGUGUAGUCAGCAUGUAUCCCUAACAUAAGGGUCCUCACCUAAUCUCACUGACAGAUUAUACACUUGUCUCUCUCUCUCACACUCACUCUCUCUCUCACUCUCACUUCUCUCUCUCUCUCUCUCUCUCUCUCUAUAUCUCUCUCACACUCACUCUCUCUCUCACUCUCUCUCUCUCUCUCUCUCACACACUCACACUCACUCACUCACUAUGUUUUUGCUGUUUGUUCUUUGUUCUUUGUUAUAGGGCCAAAAAGAUUGGAAAAGUGGUUUAUCCAUACAUCUCUGUUUUGGAUAGAUAACUCUUCGUGUUGUUCUCUCUCUCUCUCUCUCUCUCUCUCUCUCUCUCUCUCUCUCUAUCUCUCUCUCUCUCUCGCUCUCUCUCUCUCUCUCUCUCUCUCUUCUCUCUCUUCUCUCUCUCUCUCUCUCUCUCUCUCUCUCUCUCUCUCGCUCUCUCUCUCUCUCUCUCUUUCUCUCUCUCUCUCUCUCUCAAUUCAAGUUAUUUAUAUGGGAAACAUAUGUUUACAUUGCCAAAGCAAGUUAAAUAGAUAAAAACAAAAGUGAAAUAAACAAUAAAAAAGAACAGUAAAUAUUACACUCACAAAAGUUCCAAAAGAAUAAAGACAUUUCAAAUGUCAUAUUAUGUCUAUAUACAGUGUUGUAAUGAUGUGCAAAUAGUUAAAGUACAAAAGGGAAAAUACAUGAACAUAAAUAUAGGUAGUAUUUACAAUGGUGUUUGUUCUUCACUUGUUGCCCUUUUCUUGUGACAACAGGUCACACAUCUUGCUGCUGUGAUUGCACACUGUGAUAUUUCACCCAAUAGAUAUGGGAGUUUAUCAAAAUUGGAUUUGUUUUCGAAUUCUUUGUGGGUCUGUGUAAUCUGAGGGAAAUAUGUGUCUCUAAUAUGGUCAUGCAUUUGGCAGGAAGUUAGGAAGUGCAGCUCAUUUUGUGGGCAGUGUGCACAUAGCCUGUCUUCUCUUGAGAGCCAGGUCUGCCUUCGGCGGCCUUUCUCAAUAGCAAGGCUAUGCUCACUGAGUCUGUACAUAGUCAAAGAUUUCCUUAAUUUUGGGUCGGUCACAGUGGCCAGGUAUUCUGCCACUGUGUACUCUCUGUUUAGGGCCAAAUAGCAUUCUAGUUUGCUCUGUUUUUUUGGUAAAUUCUUUCCAAUGUAUCAAGUAAUUAUCUUUUUGUUUUCUCAUGAUUUGGUUGGGUCUAAUUGUGUUGCUGUCCUGGGGCUCUGUGGGAUCUGUUUGUGUUUGUGAACAGAGCCCCAGGACCAGUUUUCUUAGGGGGCUCUUCUCCAGGUUAAUUUAUCUGUAGGUGAUGGCUUUGUUGUGGAAGGUUUGGGAAUCACUUCCUUUUAGGUGGUUGUAGAAUUUAACGGCUCUUUUCUGGAUUUUGAUAAUUAGCGGGUAUCGGCCCAAUUCUGUUCUGCAUGCAUUAUUUUGUGUUUUACAUUGUACACAGAGGAUAUUUUUGCAGAAUUCUGCAUGCAGAGUCUCAAUUUGGUGUGGUGAUGCAGACUGUUCUAGUGCCCUCGCCAAUUUGUUUCUAUAUAUAUGUUGAAGAGGGUGGGGCUUAAGCUGCAUCCCUGUCUCACCCUCGGCCCUGUGGAAAGAAAUGUGUGUGUUUUUUGCCAAUUUUAACCGCACACUUGUUGUUUGUGUACAUGGAUUUUAUAAUGUCAUGUGUUUUCCCCCCAACACCACUUUCCAUCAAUUUGUAUAGCAGGCCCUCAUGCAAAUUGAGUCAAAAGCUUUUUUGAAAUCAACAAAGCAUGAUAAGACUUUGCCUUUGUUUUGGUUUGUUUGUUUGUCAAUUAGGGUGUGCAGGGUGAAUACGUGGUCUGACGUACGGUAAUUUGGUAAAAAGCCAAUUUGACAUUUGCUCAGUACAUUGUUUUCGCUGAGGAAAUGUACGAGUCUGCUGUUAAUGAUAAUGCAGAGGAUUUUCCCAAGGUUGCUGUUGACGCAUAUCCCACGGUCCUCUGUAGCUCAGCUGGUAGAGCACGGCGCUUGUAAUGCCAAGGUAGUGGGUUCGAUCCCCGGGACCACCCAUACACAAAAAAAAAUGUAUGCACGCAUGACUGUAAGUCGCUUUGGAUAAAAGCGUCUGCUAAAUGGCAUAUUAUUAUUAUUAUUAUAUUAUAGUUAUUGGGGUCAAAUUUGUCUCCACCUUUGUGGAUUGGGGUGAUCAGUCCUUGGUUCCAAAUAUUGGGGAAUAUGCCAGAGCUGAGGAUGAUGUUAAAGAGUUUAAGUACAGCCAAUUGGAAUUUGUGGUCUGUAUAUUUUAUAAUUUCAUUUAGGAUACCAUCAACCCCACAGGCAUUUUUGGGUUGGAGGGUUUGUAUUUUGUCCUGUAGUUCAUUCAAUGUAAUUGGAGAAUCCAGUAGUCUUUAAUAGUUGAUUCUAAGAUUUUUAUUUUGUAUACAUUUGGCCCUUCAUUGGAUACUGUGUUAACAAACCUCCAAACAAGCUUCAAUGCCAUACAACACUCCUUCCGUGGCCUCCAACUGCUCUUAAACGCUAGCAAAACUAAAUGCAUGCUCUUCAAUCGAACGCUGCUUGCACCCGCCCGCCCGACUAGAAUCACUACUCUCGGCGGGUCUGACUUAGAAUAUGUGGACAACUACAAAUACCUAGGUGUCUGGUUAGACCGUAAACUCUCCUUUCAGACUCUCAUUAAGCAUCUCCAAUCCAAGGUUAAAUCUAGAAUCGGCUUCCUAUUUCGCAACAAAGCCUCCUUCACUCAUGCUGCUAAACAUGCCCUUCUCUCUCUCUCUCUCUCUCUCUCUCUCUCUCUCUCUCUCUCUCUCUCUCUCUUCUCUCUCUCUCUCCCUCCCCCUCUCUCUCUCUCUCUCUCUCUCUCUCUCUCUAUACUAAAUCAUUGUUGCACUUGCAUAAUCAGUCAUUUAACCUUUAAGCUACCAACAAAUUUUACAUACAGUGGGGAAAAAAAGUAUUUAGUCAGCCACCAAUUGUGCAAAUUCUCCCACAUAAAAAGAUGAGAGAGGCCUGUAAUUUUCAUCAUAGGUACACGUCAACUAUGACAGACAAAUUGAGGAAAAAAAAUCCAGAAAAUCACAUUGUAGGAUUUUUAAUGAAUUUAUAUGCAAAUUAUGGUGGAAAAUAAGUAUUUGGUCACCUACAAACAAGCAACAUUUCUGGCUCUCACAGACCUGUAACUUCUUCUUUAAGAGGCUCCUCUGUCCUCCACUCGUUACCUGUAUUAAUGGCACCUGUUUGAACUUGUUAUCAGUAUAAAAGACACCUGUCCACAACCUCAAACAGUCACACUCCAAACUCCACUAUGGCCAAGACCAAAGAGCUGUCAAAGGACACCAGAAACAAAAUUGUAGACCUGCACCAGGCUGGGAAGACUGAAUCUGCAAUAGGUAAGCAGCUUGGUUUGAAGAAAUCAACUGUGGGAGCAAUUAUUAGGAAAUGGAAAGACAUACAAGACCACUGAUAAUCUCCCUCGAUCUGGGGCUCCACGCAAGAUCUCACCCCGUGGGGUCAAAAUGAUCACAAGAACGGUGAGCAAAAAUCCCAGAACCACACGGGGGGACCUAGUGAAUGACCUGCAGAGAGCUGGGACCAAAGUAACAAAGCCUACCAUCAGUAACACACUACGCCGCCAGGGACUCAAAUCCUGCAGUGCCAGACGUGUCCCCCUGCUUAAGCCAGUACAUGUCCAGGCCCGUCUGAAGUUUGCUAGAGUGCAUUUGGAUGAUCCAGAAGAGGAUUGGGAGAAUGUCAUAUGGUCAGAUGAAACCAAAAUAUAACUUUUUGGUAAAAACUCAUCUCGUCGUGUUUAGAGGACAAAGAAUGCUGAGUUGCAUCCAAAGAACACCAUACCUACUGUGAAGCAUGGGGGUGGAAACAUCAUGCUUUGGGGCUGUUUUUCUGCAAAGGGACCAGGACGACUGAUCCGUGUAAAGGAAAGAAUGAAUGGGGCCAUGUAUCGUGAGAUUUUGAGUGAAAACCUCCUUCCACCAGCAAGGGCAUUGAAGAUGAAAGGUGGCUGGGUCUUUCAGCAUGACAAUGAUCCCAAACACACCGCCUGGGCAAUGAAGGAGUGGCUUCGUAAGAAGCAUUUCAAGGUCCUGGAGUGGCCUAGCCAGUCUCCAGAUCUCAACCCCAUAGAAAAUCUUUGGAGGGAGUUGAAAGUCCGUGUUGCCCAGCGACAGCCCCAAAACAUCACUGCUCUAGAGGAGAUCUGCAUGGAGGAAUGGGCCAAAAUACCAGCAACAGUGAGUGAAAACCUUGUGAAGACUUACAGAAAAUGUUUGACCUGUGUCAUUGCCAACAAAGUGUAUAUAACAAAGUAUUGAGAAACUUUUGUUAUUGACCAAAUACUUAUUUUCCACCAUAAUUUGCAAAUAAAUUCAUAAAAAAUCCUACAAUGUGAUUUUCUGGAUUUUUUUUCCUCAUUUUGUCUGUCAUAGUUGACGUGUACCUAUGAUGAAAAUUACAGGCCUCUCUCAUCUUUUUAAGUGGGAGAACUUGCACAAUUGGUGGCUGACUAAAUACUUUUUUCCCCCACUGUAUGUCCCCUAUCCUCCCGGCCAGCUCGGUCCUCCCCUCCUGCUCCGUGGCUUGACGACUCAUUGCGAGCUCACAGAACAGGGCUCCGGGCAGCCGAGUGGAAAUGGAGGAAAACUAGACUCCCUGCGGACCUGUCAUCUUUUCACUCCCUCCUCUCUACAUUCUCUUCCUCUGUUUCUGCUGCUAAAGCCACUGUCUACCACUCUAAAUUGCAAGCCUCUGCCUCUAAACCUAGGAAGCUCUUCGCCAACUUCUCCUCCCUGCUGAAUCCUCUCCUCCUCCCCCUCCCUCCUCCCUCUCUGUGGAUGACUUCGUCAACCAUUUUGAAAAGAAGGUUGACGACAUCCAAUCCUCAUUUACUAAGUCAAAUGACACCGCUGGUCCUGCUCACACUGCCCUACCCUAUGCUUUGACUUCUUUCUCCCCUCUCUCUCCAGAUAAAAUCUUGCAACUUGUGACGACCUGCCCGCUUGACCCUAUCCCCUCCUCUCUUCUCCAGACCAUCUCCGGAGACCUUCUCCCUUACCUCACCUCGCUCAUCAACUCAUCCUUGACCACUGGCUAUGUCCCUUCCGUCUUCAAGAGAGUGAGAGUUGCACCCCUCCUCAAAAAACCUACACUCAAUCCCUCCGAUGUCAACAACUACAGACCAGUAUCCCUUCUUUCUUUUCUCUCCAAAACUCUUGAGCGUGCCGUCUCUAGCCAACUCUCCUGCUAUCUCUCUCAGAAUUACCUUCUUGAUCCAAACCAGUCAGGUUUCAAGACUGGUCAUUCAACUGAGACUGCUCUUCUCUGUGUCAAGGAGGCUCUCUGCACUGCUAAAACUAACUCUCUCUCCUCUGCUCUUAUCCUUCUAGACCUAUCUGCUGCCUUUGAUACUGUGAACUAUCAGAUCCUCCUCUCCACCCUCUCCGAGUUGGGCAUCUCCGGCGCUGCUCACUCUUGGAUUGCGUCCUACUUGACAGGUCGCUCCUAUCAGGUGGCGUGGCGAGAAUCUGUCUCCGCACCACGUGCUCUCACCACUGGUGUCCCCCAGGGCUCAGUUCUAGGCCCUCUCCUAUUCUCUCUAUACACCAAGUCACUUGGCUCUGUCAUAUCCUCACAUGGGCUAUCCUAUCAUUGCUACGCAGACGACACACAAUUAAUUUUCUCCUUUCCCCCUUCUGAUAACCAGGUGGCGAAUCGCAUCUCUGCAUGUCUGGCAGACAUAUCAGUGUGGAUGUCGGAUCCGCUAACAUCAAAGCGGUGACCCGAUCCUGCAGGUUCAUGCUCUACAACAUUCGCAGAGUACGACCCUACCUUAAACAGAAAGCGGCACAGGUCCUAAUCCAGGCACUUGUCAAAUCCCGUCUGGAUUACUACAACUCGCUGUUGGCUGGGCUCCCUGCCUGUGCCAUUAAACCCCUACAACUUAUCCAGAACGCUGCAGCCUGUCUGGUGUUCAACCUUCCCAAGUUCUCUCAUGUCACCCCGCUCCUCCGCACACUCCACUGGCAUCCAGUUGAAGCUCGCAUCUACUACAAAACCAUGGUGCUUGCCUACGGAGCUGUGAGGGGAACGGCACCUCCUUACCUUCAGGCUCUGAUCAGACCCUACACCCAAAUGAGGGCACUACAUUCAUCCACCUCUGGCCUGCUAGCCCCCCUACCUCUACAGAAGCACAGUUCCCGCUCAGCCCAGUCAAAGCUAUUCACUGCUCUGGCACCCCAAUGGCGGACACCAGGACAGUGGAGUCACUGACCACCUUCUGGAGACACUUGAAACCCUACCUCUUUAAGGAAUACCUGGAAUAGUAUAACAGUAGUCCUUCUACCCCCCCCCCCCCCCCCCCCCCCCCUCCCCCACCCACCCAUUAAAAAAAAGUAUAAAAUACAAAGUUGGUGGUUGUCCCACUGGCUAUCCUAAGUUGAAUGAACCAAUUUUUAAGUCGCUCUGGAUAAGAGUGUCUGCUAAAUGACUUAAAUGUAAAAAUGUAAAUGAUGGACUGUUGUUUCUCUUUGCUUAUUUGAGCUGUUCUUGCCAUAAUAUGGACUUGGUCUUCUACCAAAUAGGGCAAAUCUUCUGUAUAUGUCACAACACAACAGAUUGGCUCAAAUGCAUUAAGAAGGAAAUAAAUUCCACAAAUUAACUUUUAAGAAGGCACACCUGUUAAUUGAAAUGCAUUCCAGGUGACUACCUCAUGAAGCUGGUUCAGAGAAUGCCAAUAGUGUGCAAAGCUGUCAUCAAGGCAAUGGGUGGCUAUUUGAAGAAUCUCAAAUAUAAAAUAUAUUUUGAUUUGUUUAACACUUUUUUGGUUACUACAUGAUUCCAUAUGUGUUAUGUCAUAGUUUUGAUGUCUUCCCUAUUAUCCUACAAUGUAGAAAAUAGUAAAAACUUAAUAAAAACCUUGGAAUGAGUAGGUUUGUCCAAACUUUUGACUGGUACUGUAUGUGGUUUUGUGUUGAUCCACAUUAUUUGCAAGUGGAAAAGCAUAAUGUUAUUGGGUUUGUGUAUAAAGUGUAAAGCAGCAAUCAAUACCACACUUCAGUCAUUUGUUGAAUGCAUUGCGUCUCAGUCAGCAGUAGCCCCUAUACACAACAGGAGAGUACUUAUGUUUCAACGGUGGGAAUUCACACUCUAUGGCUCUCCUGAUCUCUAUCAACUCUCACUGACAUCAGGAUCAUCACAAUAUCUCAAGGACAUGUCACACACACGCCACUGGGCUUUGGUGUCAGUUACAUCAUCAAUCAACAACAUUAAAUCACAAUCUAUAGGUGAUGGUUUAAUACUGUAAAAAAUGUUUAGUCGUUCUAUUCAACAUUGGUGAUAUACACCUGAUUUGUUCUAGGAUUCACAUCCUUGGAUGAAUAACAACAGCAAACAAAUCAAUGUCUGUAUAGAAACAGGUUAGAUAGCCCUAUGGUGCCCAAAAAAUUGGAGCAAGUUGUCUGUAAGCUUUCAUGGGAACGUGAGUCCACUGCUGUUUACUCCAUGUUGUUCUGUCUGUUUACACUAUAAACCCCUGGUAAGGAGGAGGAGUAGAGAGGUCAAACAUGAUAGUCCAGUAAUCUGAGAGGACUGAGCGAUGGGUAAACACUGAUCUAGAGAGUCCUGUACGAGAACCCAGUCUUCUGUCCUUCACACCUGAAAGUAGCCAUCUCCUGACUUGCCAAUACACUCUUAGAAAAAAAGGUGCUAUCUAGCACCUAAAAGGGUACAUCGGCUGUCCCUCCAGGUAGAACUCUCUUGGGUUCCAGGUCGAACACUUUCCACAGAAGGUUCUACGUGGAACCCAAAAGGUUUCUACUUGGAACUAAAAAGGGUUCUCCAAUGGGGACAGCCAAAUAACCCUUUUGGAACCCUUUUUUGUUUUGCCUGCCUGUGUUUACCUGUAAGACAAUCAGUGUGGUGGGGGUGUGUCCCAUGUUUUUCUUGGUAAGCACUUUUGUUGGAUUUUUGUCAUUGUUGUUGAGUACCCCUCAUACCUUUGUUUUUUGCUGUACAGUGGAGGCCUUCCUGAACUCUAAUGUAAUAACAGUGUAAUAGACAUGCAUCUGGAUAUGCAGACACUGUGCGCAGACGCUAGUAGCUGGUAGGUGAUGUUUGUCAACACAAUACCCUGACAUGGCGCCUGUUUGUCUCUAGGGCUUCUGAAACUGAUGGUCAUCAGCUCACACAGUCUCAGUCACUGACUACACUUGGCAGCAGGCAAAUCUGAGCAACACAGUUCCUCUCUUAUCUCUCUUCUUCCUCUCUAUCAGAGACUUUCAGUUCUGUCCUUUUGGUCCAAACAUGCCCCUUGGCCCAGGCACACUCUUUUUGCUGGUAAAGUGGGCUGUUGCUGCUACUGCAGUAUGUGUAGGUUUUCUUAUGGAGGAGCAUCUGCUUUUCUUGUUAUGACAAAUAGAAAGAGAUGUAUUCACCUGCAUCUGCAACAGAACAGUUCAAAACCACAGAUCAACGGUAGUUCCAUGUAGAUCAAUGGGAGGGCGUCAAUGUUCCAUGACCUGUUCCUAAUGCAUGGGAUUAUGUCCUAACCAUGUGAUCUAAACAGAAAACAACUUAAAUCAGGACCGUAAUUAUGAUUACUGGGGUCGGACCUGCAGUACACUGCUUCUGUCUGUAGAGAGAGCUCUUUUACUUGUUAACACUUGUCAACCAUUGAUGUUAUAGAAAAGCAAGGCAAUUUAAAUACUUGAAGACUAAGUAAGGAUUUUAGCCACGCAUGUACUGUUGUCUAUUGUCAAGAUAUGUUCAGUUUGAGCAGUUCUAGAAGUCAUUGGCAUUUGAAUGCUAGAUAAUUAUAUGUGAUAUGUCAUGUAGGCUACUGUAACACCCUUAGGAAAAUUCAGUUAACACCCUACAAGGGCUUGUUUAUUGUUUGUUUAUAACAACCUAGAGUUGAAGUCGGAAGUUUACAUACACUUAGAUUGGAGUCAUUCAAACUUGUUUUUCAACCACUCCACAAAUUUCUUGUUAACAAACUAUAGUUUUGGCAAGUCGGUUAGGACUUCUACUUUGUGCAUGACACAAGUAAUUUUUCCAACAAUUGUUUACAAACAGAUUAUUUCACUUAUAAUUCACUGUAUCACAAUUCCAGUGGGUCAGAAGUUUACAUACACUAAGUUGACUGUGCCUUUAAACAGCUUGGACAUUUCCAGAAAAUGAUGUCAUGGCUUUAGAAGCUUCUGAUCAUUUGAGUCAAUUGGAGGUGUACCUGUGGAUGUUUUCAAGGCCUACCUUCAAACUCAGUGCCUCUUUGCUUGACAUCAUGGGAAAAUCAAAAGAAAUCAGCCAAGACCUCAGAAUAAAAAUUGUAGACCUCCACAAGUCUGGUUCAUCCAUGGGACCACGCAGCCAUCAUACCUAGAGAUGAACGUACUUUGGUGCGAAAAGUGCAAAUCAAUCCCAGAACAACAGCAAAGGACCUGGUGAAGAUGCUGGAGGAAACAGGUACAAAAAUAUCUAUAUCCACAGUAAAACGAGUCCUAUAUUGAUAUAACUUGAAAGGCCGCUCAGCAAGGAAGAAGCCACUGCUCCAAAACCGCCAUAAAAAAGCCAGACUACGGUUUGCAACUGCACAUGGGGACAAAGAUCGUACAUUUUGGAGAAAUGUACUCUGGUCUGAUGAAACAAAAAUAGAACUGUUUGGCCAUAAUGACCAUCGUUAUGUUUGGAGGAAAAAGGGGGUUGCUUGCAAGCCGAAGAACACCAUCCCAACCGUGAAGCACGGGGGUGGCAGCAUCAUGCUGUGGGGGUGCUAUGCUGCAGGAGGGACUGGUGCACUUCACAAAAUAGAUGGCAUCAUGAGGAAGGAAAAUUAGGUGGAUAUAUUGAAGCAACAUCUCAAGACAUCAGUCAGGAAGUUAAAGCUUGGUCGCAAAUGGGUCUUCCAAAUGGACAAUGACCCCAAGCAUACUUCCAAAGUUGUGGUAAAAUGGCUUAAGGACAACAAAGUCAAGGUAUUGGAGUGGCCAUCACAAAGGCCUGAUCUCAAUCCUAUAGAAUAUUUGUGGGCAGAACUGAAAAAGCGUGUGCUAGCAAGGAGGCCUACAAACCUGACUCAGUUACACCAACUCUGUCAGGAGGAAUGGGCCAAAAUUCACCCAACUAAUUGUGGGAAGCUUGUGGAAGGCUACCCAAAACGUUAGACCCAAGUUAAACAAUUUAAAGGCAAUGCUACCAAAUACUAAUUGAGUGUAUUUAAACAUCUGACCCACUGGGAAUGUGAUGAAAGAAAUAAAAGCUGAAAUAAAUCAUUCUCUCUACUAUUAUUUUGACAUUUCACAUUCUUAAAAUAAAGUGGUGAUCCUAACUGACCUAAGACAGGGAUUUUUUACUAGGAUUAAAUGUCAGGAAUUGUGAAAAACAGAGUUUAAAUGUAUUUGGCUAAGGUGUAUGUAAUCUUCUGACUGUAACUGUACACGGUUUGAGCUAUUUGCUACCCAUUCAGUCUCUCUGUCUCUGUCUCUCUCUUUCGCUCUCUCUUGCUCUCUCUCUCUUUCUCACUCUCUCUCACUCUCUCUCUCUCUCUUACUCUCUCGCUCUCUCUCUCUCUCUCUCUCUCUCUCUCUCUCUCUCUCUCUCCUCUUUCGCUCCCUUACCCCCCCCCCCCCCCUUUAAACAAUAGAGAAUGAAGAGAUUAUGAAAGACAGGGAUGAUGAAUGAUAUGCAGUAUAAGUGGGUGACUCAGCUUUAAAAUAUUUUCCUUCAGUCAAAUGACCAAAUCGACCUCUAUAGUUGCCGCAUGGGUGGAAUGUUAUUAAUAUUUUUCAUAACAUUAUUUCCAAAAACGCGCCAGAAAUCCAAGAGUUUGAAAAUGUUUCUAUGUCAAACGGUUUUGUUAAAUUUCAGUCUUCUGUGAUGUAUAUAAAGUGUAAUAUUGGGAUGCAAACUCAAAAUGAAAUACAUUUCAACUCCAUAUCUGACAGCUGUCUUCUUCUUUUUAAGCCCAUAACCAUGUGUCUGAGGUGUAUACUUUUGCUUCAAAGUAGAUUUGUUGAAGACUACCAAGAAACACUCCUUGUGACCAUGAUUUAUCCCAUUGCAGUAUUAAAGUAGAUAGUGUCAAUCAUGUUGAUGCUGACAACUAGUCUUUCCAGUCUGGGUACAUCAACAGAGAGUGGAAUUUCCACUGCUGCUUCUCUUUGUAUUGAUUCUGCACAAAAUUAACACAUUGCAGUUACCUAAAUUACUCCUACAACAAUUGUCUCUCAGUGACUCUUUUAAUGUAACUUUGGGUGUGAUGAGGUGGAGGUGGAAUUCAGUCAGUCAGUGUUCUACUAUCUCUCUGGUUUAUGUUUUAGAGGUUUAGAUGACCUCCUUCAACCAACAAACCCAGAUUCCAGGAAACAUUAAAGGAACUGAGUCAGGGCCUUAAAAUUCCAAAACCAUCCCAAACAAGUUCCAAGGAUGGAUGACAAAAAAUUGUUGUCACCUCAGGAGUCGUAAAGGACACUUCAUAAUAUCACCUUGCCAUAAAGCAUUGCAUUUAUAAUGGAUAAGUAAAUAGUUUAUUAAUCAUUUAUUAAUCAUUCCUCCUACAUGUGUAACUGUUAGUAAGCUAGUUAUUAACACAUUUAUAAACAAUUUUAAAGUAUUUAAAAAUGAUUAAUAAGAUAAUUCAUAAGAUGUUUAAUAUAGGUCCUUAGAAACCAUUUAGUAAUCAUUAGUUAGCCUAAGUCUUUUUUUUGCGUAGGCUAAUCUAAAGUGAGGGCUAUGUAUACUUUAUAAAUAUUUUAUAAAUGUUUUGAGUGACCAGUGUAAUGUUUCACAAAAAGGUGGACAUGCCAUUGGUAGACAUUCCAGCAGUUCCCAAUGAUCCUUAAAAGGAUAGUUCACCCAAAUUACAAAAUGACAGAUUGGUUUCCUUACCCUAUAAGCAGUCUAUGGACAAGGUAUGACAGCAGUCAAUGCUUUGGCUUUAUUUCCCUGGCAAGGUUUCCAAAUGCUAACGUUUUAGCAUUUGCGGCACAAAUCACAUUCAAGUCAGGGUACUGAUAUUAGCAUUUUUCGCGCAACAUGCCCAAAUCAUCCAAAAGUAUCUCAAAUUGAUUGUGAAGCUCAACAAAGGCACUUAAAGAUGAUUUGAACAUGAUGCGUGAAAAAUUAGAAAAUUGGGACCAUGACUUAAAUGGGAUUUGUGCCACAAAUACAAAUAUUUUAGCAUUUAGAAACAGUGUCAGGGAAACUAAACCAAAGCAUAGAUUGCUGUCAUACCUUGGCCAUAGACCACGUACAGGUUAAGGAAACCAUUAUGUAAUUUGGGUGAACUAUCCCUUUAAGGUCUCAAAAUAGCCUAGAGCAUAUCAAUGACAAAAUAAUAAGCACACAACACAGGAUGUUUAAGGAAACAUGUUGAACAUUUAAUUUACAAAAACUGUUGUAAAACAACUGUAGCAUGGGAAUAGCAUAGGAAUAGUUGUAAUGUGAAUGUUUAGCUAAUGUGUCAACCUCGUGAACGCAAAUGAAUCAUAAAACACAAAGAUGUAGCCUACACACAACAGCUGGCUGGACCAGACAGUUUUUCUCUAGCGGAUAUUUAUUCCUUCAUUACUACUGAUAAAAAAAAAUAAAAAAUCAUUUUAUUUCACCUUUAUUUAACCAGGUAAGCCAGUUGAGAACAAGUUCUCAUUUACAUUUUCAUUUUACAUUUACGUCAUUUAGCAGACGCUCUUAUCCAGAGCGACUUACAAAUAGGUGCAUUCACCUUAUAGCCAGUGGGAUAACCACUUUACAAUUAUUAUUAUUAUUAUUAUUUUUUUUUUUUUGGGGGGGGGGGGUGGGUAGAAGGAUUACUUUAUCCUAUCCCAGGUAUUCCUUAAAGAGGUGGGGUUUCAAGUGUCUCCGGAAGGUGGUGAGUGACUCCACUGUCCUGGCGUCGUGAGGGAGCUUCUUCCACCAUUGGGGUGCCAGAGCAGCGAACAGUUUUGACUGGGCUGAGCGGGAACUAUGCUUCCGCAGAGGAAGGGGAGCCAGCAGGCCAGAGGUGGAUGAACGCAAUGCCCUCGUUUGGGUGUAGGGACUGAUCAGAGCCUGAAGGUACGGAGGUGCCGUUCCCCUCACAGCUCCAUAGGCAAGCACCAUGGUCUUGUAACAGAUGCGAGCUUCAACUGGAAGCCAGUGGAGUGUGCGGAGGAGCGGGGUGACGUGAGAGAACUUGGGAAGGUUGAACACCAGACGGGCUGCGGCAUUCUGGAUGAGUUGUAGGGGUUUAAUGUCACAGGCAGGGAGCCCAGCCAACAGCGAGUUGCAGUAAUCCAGACGGGAGAUGACAAGUGCCUGGAUUAGGACCUGUGCCGCUUCCUGUGUAAGGCAGGGUCGUACUCUCCGAAUGUUGUAGAGCAUGAACCUACAGGAUCGGGUCACCGCCUUGAUGUUAGCGGAGAACGACAGGGUGUUGUCCAGGGUCACGCCAAGGCUCUUCGCACUCUGGGAGGAGGACACAACGGAGUUGUCAACCGUGAUGGCGAGAUCAUGGAACGGGCAGUCCUUCCCCGGGAGGAAGAGCAGCUCCGUCUUGCCAAGGUUCAGCUUGAGGUGGUGAUCCGUCAUCCAUACUGAUAUGUCUGCCAGACAUGCAGAGAUGCGAUUCGCCACCUGGUUAUCAGAAGGGGGAAAGGAGAAGAUUAGUUGUGUAUCGUCAGCGUAGCAAUGAUAGGAGAGGCCAUGUGAGGAUAUGACAGAGCCAAGUGACUUGGUGUAUAGCGAGAAUAGGAGAGGGCCUAGAACUGAGCCCUGGGGGACACCAGUGGUGAGAGCACGUGGUGCGGAGACAGCUUCUCGCCACGCCACUUGGUAGGAGCGACCGGUCAGGUAGGACGCAAUCCAAGAGUGAGCCGCGCCGGAGAUGCCCAGCUCGGAGAGGGUGGAGAGGAGGAUCUGAUGGUUCACAGUAUCAAAGGCAGCAGACAGGUCUAGAAGGACAAGAGCAGAGGAGAGAGAGUUAGCUUUAGCAGUGCGGAGAGCCUCCGUGACACAGAGAAGAGCAGUCUCAGUUGAAUGACCAGUCUUGAAACCUGACUGGUUUGGAUCAAGAAGGUCAUUCUGAGAGAGAUAGCAAGAGAGUUGGCUAAAGACGGCACGCUCAAUAGUUUUGGAAAGAAAAGAAAGAAGGGAUACUGGUCUGUAGUUGUUGACAUCAGAGGGAUCGAGUGUUGGUUUUUUGAGAAGGGGUGCAACUCUCGCUCUCUUGAAGACGGAAGGGACAUAGCCAGCGGUCAAGGAUGAGUUGAUCAGCGAGGUGAGGUAGGGGAGAAAGUCACCGGAGAUGGUCUGGAGAAGAGAGGAGGGGAUAGGGUCAAGCGGGCAGGUUGUUGGGCGGCCUGCAGUCACAAGUCGCAAGAUUUUAUCUGGAGAGAGAGGGGAGAAAGAAGUCAAAGCAUAGGGUAGGGCAGUGUGAGCAGGACCAGCAGUGUCAUUUGACUUAACAAACAAGGAUCGGAUGUCGUCAACCUUCUUUUCAAAGUGGUUGACGAAGUCAUCCACAGAGAGGGAGGAGGGGGGGGGGGGAUUCAGCAGGGAGGAGAAUGUGGCAAAGAGCUUCCUAGGGUUAGAGGCAGAUGCUUGGAAUUUAGAGUGGUAGAAAGUGGCCUUAGCAGCAGAAACAGAUGAAGAAAAUGUAGAGAGGAGGGAGUGAAAAGAUGCCAGGUCCGCAGGGAGUCUAGUUUUCUUCCAUUUCCGCUCAGCUGCCCGGAGCUCUGUUCUGUGAGCUCGCAAUGAGUCAUCAAGCCACGGAGCUGGAGGGGAGGACCGAGCCGGCCGGGAGGAUAGGGGACAUAGAGAGUCAAAGGAUGCAGAAAGGGAGGAGAGGAGGGUUGAGGAGGCAGAAUCAGGAGAUUGGAGGGAGAAGGAUUGAGCAGAGGGAAGAGAUGAUAGGAUGGAAGAGGAGAGAGUAGCGGGAGAGAGAGAGCGAAGGUUGCGGCGGCGCAUUACCAUCUGUGUAGGGGCAGAGUGAGUAGUGUUGGAGGAGAGCGAGAGAGAAAAGGAUACAAAGUAGUGGUCGGAGACAUGGAGGGGAGUUGCAGUGAGAUUAGUAGAAGAACAGCAUCUAGUAAAGAUGAGGUCAAGCGUAUUGCCUGCCUUGUGAGUAGGGGGGGACGGUGAGAGGGUGAGGUCAAAAGAGGAGAGGAGUGGAAAGAAGGAGGCAGAGAGAAAUGAGUCAAAUGUAGACGUAGGGAGGUUGAAAUCCCCCAGAACUGUGAGGGGUGAGCCAUCCUCAGGAAAGGAACUUAUCAAGGCGUCAAGCUCAUUGAUGAACUCUCCAAGGGAACCUGGAGGGCGAUAGAUGACAAGGAUAUAAAGCUUAAAUGGGCUAGUGACUGUGACAGCAUGGAAUUCAAAUGAGGAGAUAGACAGAUGGGUUAGGUGAAAAAUUGAGAAUGUCCACUUGGGAGAGAUGAGGAUUCCUGUGCCACCACCCCGCUGACCAGAUGCUCUCGGGGUAUGCGAGAACACAUGGUCAGACGAGGAGAGAGCAGUAGGAGUAGCAGUGUUUUCAGUGGUAAUCCAUGUUUCCGUCAGCGCCAAGAAGUCGAGGGACUGGAGGGUAGCAUAGGCUGGGAUGAACUCUGCCUUGUUGGCAGCAGAACGGCAGUUCCAGAGGCUGCCUGAGACCUGGAACUCCAGGUGGGUGGUGUGUGCAGGGACCACCAGGUUAGAGAGGCAGCAGCCACGCGGUGUGAGGCGUUUGUGUAGCCUGUGCGGAGAGGAGAGAACAGGGAUAGGCAGAGGCAUAGUUGACAGGCUGCAGCAAAUGGCUACAAUAAUGCGGAGGAGAUCGGAAUGAAAUGAACUAAACAUCUGGGAAAGGAGAGAGCGGGGCCUCCCUCACCACAACUCCCAAAUAUAACUCUCCCAACUUCCACCUCAGAAACUAUAAUUGUUUCACUGAAACACCCAAAUAUAACUCUCCCAACUUCCACUUUAGAAAUUAUAAUUGUUGUAAACUACAGCGGUUCAAUGUUUCUAGGAAUAGACUCUAACUUACUUUAUUCAGCUAGGUAACUUGGUACAGUAUUCUUCCAUGAAAACCGCCCAGGGCACCGUAUCCUAUGACGCCAUAGCUAACUAGCAUGCUAGCAUCCAAAAACACACGGUUUAGCACCAAUACUUGGUUACAACAAACUACCAAUAGUGUGUUAACACACUAAACAGAUAAUUUGUGUCCGUGUCUAGUUCCUUUCAUAACGCAGCAAUAAUUCAACGUUGGCUAGCUAGCACAAAGUCAGUCAUGCUAGCUACACAAGUGGACUACACAUCUCGAAUGUUCUGAAAGGGAAGCUUUAUGUUGCAAAAUUCUCAUUGACUAAAAUUAUAUUGUAUUUAGCUGCUACAGUACUGCUAUCUGGUAGUGUUGGCUAGCUAGCAAUGGCUGUGGUGUUGACUUUGUUUGAAAAACGGCGUCGCUGCGAACGACUGUAGCUGGCUAAAAUGAUAUUGUAUUUAGUUGCUACAGUACUGCUAUCUGGUAGUGUUGGCUAGCUAGCAAUGGCUGCUGUGUUGACCUUGUUUGAAAAACGGCGUCGCUGCGAACGAAUGUAGCUGGCUAAAAUUAUAUUGUAUUUAGUUGCUACAGUACUGCUAGCUGGUAGCGUUGGCUAGCUAGCAAUGGCUGCGGUGUUGACUUUGUUCGAAAAACGGCGUCGCUGCGAACGAAUGUAGCUGGCUCAAAGGAUAUUGUAUUUAGUUGCUACAGUACUGCUAGUUGGAAGUGUUGGCUAGCUAGCAAUGGCUGCGGUGUUGACUUUGUUUGAAAAACGGCGUCGCUGCGAACGAACGUAGCUGGCUAGCUAACCUCGAUAGUUUCUCUAAGCUACACCUUUAUCUUUGAUACAAAUACAACUAUGUAGCUAGCUAACAUUACACUAAUCAAAUCGUUCCAUUGUAAUGUAAUGUGUCAUAUUACCUGCGGAGCGAAGUACAGCAUGACUACUCACCUCGCCUGCCGCUCAUCCAUUUACAACUGCGACCUGGCCAAGAUAAAGCAAAGCAGUGCAAUAUGUGGCUUUGGUGACAAAACGGAUGGCACUGUGAUAGACCACAUCCAAUUUGCUGAGUAGAGUGUUGGAAGCUAUUUUGUAAAUGACAUCGCCGAAGUCAAGGAUCGGUAGGAUACUCAGUUUUACGAGGGCAUGUUUAGCAGCAUGAGUGAAGGAGGCUUUGUUGCGAAAUAGGAAGCCGAUUCUAGAUUUAACUUUGGAUUGGAGAUACUUAAUGUGAGUCUGGAAGGAGAGUUUACGGUCUAACCAGACACCUAGGUAUUUGUAGUUGUCCACAUAUUCUAAGUCAGACCCGCCGAGAGUAGUGAUUCUAGUCGGGGGGUGGGUGCAAGCAGCGUUCGAUUGAAGAGCAUGCAUUUAGUUUUACUAGCGUUUAAGAGCAGUUGGAGGCCACGGAAGGAGUGUUAUAUGGCAUUGAAGCUUGUUUGGAGGUUUGUUAACACAGUGUCCAGAUAUAUACAAAAUGGUGUUGUCUGCGUAGAGGUGGAUCUGAGAGUCACCAGCAGCAAGAGCGACAUCAUUGAUAUACACAGAGAAUAGAGUCGGCCCGAGAAUUGAACCCUGUGGCACCCCCAUAGAGACUGCCAGAGGUCCAGACAACAGGCCCUCCGAUUUGACACAUUGAACUGUAUCUGAGAAGUAGUUGGUGAACCAGGCGAGGCAGUCAUUUGAGAAACCAAGGCUAUUUAGUCUGCCAAUAAGAAUGCGGUGGUUGACAGAGUCAAAAGCCUUGGCCAGGUCGAUGAAGACGGCUGCACAGUACUUUAUUUUAUCCAUCUCGGUUAUUAUAUCGUUUAGGACCUUGAGCGUGGCUGAGGUGCACCCAUGACCAGCUCGGAAACCAGAUUGCAUAGCGGAGAAGGUACGGUGGGAUUCGAAAUGGUCGGUGAUCUGUUUGUUAACUAGGCUUUCAAAUACUUUCGAAAGGCAGGGCAGGAUGGAUAUAGGUCUAUAACAGUUUGGAUCUAGAGUGUCACCCCCUUUGAAGAGGGGGAUGACCACGGCUGCUUUCCAAUCUCUGGGGAUCUCAGACGAUACGAAAGAGAGGUUGAACAGGCUAGUAAUAGGGGUUGCGACAAUUUUGGCGGCUAAUUUUAGAAAGAAAGGGUCCAGAUUGUCUAGCCCAGCUGAUUUGUAGGUAGCAGCUCUUUCAGGACAUCAGCUAUCUGAAUUUGGGUGAAGGAGAAGCGGUGGGGGGGUCAAGGGCAAGUUGCAGCGGAGGGUGCAGAGCUGGUGGCUGGAUUAGGGGUAGCCAGGUGGAAAGAAUGGACAGCCGUAGCAAAAUGCUUAUUGAAAUUCUCGAUUAUCGUAGAUUUAUCGGUGGUGACAGUGUUUCCUAGCCUCAGUGCAGUGGGUAGCUGGGAGGAGGUGCUCUUAUUCUCCAUGGACUUUACAGUGUCCCAAAACUUUUUGGAGUUAGUGCUACAGGAUGCAAAUUUCUGUUUGAAAAAGCUAGCCUUUGCUUUCCUAACUGAUUGUGUAUAUUGGUUCCUGACUUCCCUGAAAAGUUGCAUAUCGCGGAGGCUGUUCAAUGCAAAUGCAGUACGCCACAGGAUGUUUUUGUGCUGGUCAAGGGCAGUCAAGUCUGAGGUGAACCAGGGGCUAUAUCUGUUCUUAGUUCAGAUUUUUUUGAAUGGGGCAUGAAAAAAAAAAUUAAGAUGGAGAGGAAAGCACUUUUGAAGAACAUCCAGGCAUCCUCUACUGACUGAAUGAGGUCAAUAUCCAUCCAGCAUACCUGGGCCAGGUCAAUUAGAAAGGCCUGCUCGCUGAAGUGUUUUAGGGAGCGUUUGACAGUGAUGAGGGGUGGUCGUUUAACCGCGGACCCAUUACGGACGCAGGCAAUGAGGCAAUUCACAUAUGGUGUCCAGGACACAACUGGGGGCUGAGGGGGCAUAGACCUGGAUAGUAUGAUAGAGCUCUGCAGGCUAUCUCUACAGUUGAUUGCAACUCCGCCCCCUUUGGCAAUUCUAUCUAGACGGAAAAUGUUGUAGGUUGGAAUGGACAUUUCUGAAUUUUUGGUGGCCUUCCUAAGUCAAGAUUCAGACACUGCUAGAACAUCAGGGUUGGCAGAGUGUGCUAACGCAGUGAAUAACUCAAACUUGGGGAGGAGACUUCUAAUGUUAACAUGCAAGAAACCAAGGCUUUUACGGUGACAGAAGUCAACAAAUGAUAGCACCUGGGGGGUAGGAGUGAUACUGAGGCUACAGGGCCUGGGUUAACCUCUUAGGUUUACCUCCACUUUACUCAUAUCCUUCCAUAUCCUUGUCUGUACAUAAUGCCCUGAAUCUUUUCUACAACACCCGGAAAUCUGCCCCCUUUAUUCUAUGUACCCAAUGCACUAGAAGACCAGUUCUUAAAGCCUUUAGCCGAAUCCUUAUUCUAGUCCUCCUCUGUUCCUCUGGUGAUGUAGAGGCUAACCCAGGCCCUGCAGCCCUCAGUAUCACUCCUACUCCCCAGGCGCUAUCAUUUGCUGACUUCUGUAAUCGCAAAAGUCUUGGUUUCUUGCACGUAAAUAUCAGAAAUCUACUUCCUAAGUUUGAGUUAUUCACUGCGUUAGCACACUCCGCCAACCCUGAUGUUCUAGCAGUGUCUGAAUCCUGGCUCAGGAAGGCCACCAAAAAUUCUGAAAUUUCCAUCCCCAACUAUAACAUUUUCCGUCUAGAUAGAACUGCCAAAGGGGGUGGAGUUGCAAUCUACUGUAGAGAUAGCCUGCAGAGCUCUAUCAUACUAUCCAGGUCUGUGCCCAAACAGUUUGAGCUUCUACUUCUAAAAAUCCACCUUUCCAGAAAUAAGUCUCUCACUGUUGCCGCUUGCUACAGACCCCCCUCAGCCCCCAGCUGUGCCCUGGACACCAUAUGUGAAUUGAUUGCCCCCCAUUUAUCCUCAGAGUUCGUACUGCUUGGUGACCUAAAUUGGGAUAUGCUUAAUACCCCGGCCAUCCUACAAUCCAAACUAGAUGCCCUCAAUCUCACGCAAAUUAUCAACGAACCUACCAGGUACAACCCUAAAUCCGUACACAUGGGUACCCUCAUAGAUAUCAUCUUGACUAACAUACCCUCUAAAUACACCUCAGCUGUCUUCAACCAGGAUCUCAGCGAUCACUGCCUUAUUGCCUGCGUCCGUAACGGGUCCGCGGUCAAACAUCCACCCCUCAUCACUGUCAAACGCUCCCUAAAACACUUUAGCGAGCAGGCCUUCCUAAUUGACCUGGCCCAGGUAUCCUGGAUGGAUAUAGAUCUCAUUCCGUCAGUAGAGGAUGCCUGGUUGUUCCUUAAAAGUAAUUUCCUCUCAAUCUUAAAUAAACAUGCCCCAUUCAAAAAAUACAGAACUAAGAACCGAUAUAGCCCCUGGUUCUCCUCAGACUUGACUGCCCUUGACCAGCACAAAAACAUCCUGUGGCGUACUGCAUUAGCAUCAAAUAGCCCCCGCGAUAUGCAACUUUUCAGGGAAGUUAGGAAACAAUAUACACAAGCAGUCAGGAAAGCAAAGGCUAACUUUUUCAAACAGAAAUUUGCAUCUUGUAGCACUAACUCCAAAACGUUUUGGGACACUGUAAAGUCCAUGGAGAAUAAGAGCACUUCCUCCCAGUUGCCCACUGCACUGAGGCUAGGAAACACUAUCACCACCGAUAAAUCUACAAUAAUCGAGAAUUUCAACAAGCAUUUUGCUACGGCUGGCCAUGCUUUCCAUCUGGCUACCACUACCCCGGCCACCAACUCUGCACCCUCCGCUGCAACUUGCCCUUGACCCCCCCCCCCGCUUCUCCUUCACACAAAUUCAGACAGCUGAUGUUCUGAAAGAGCUGCAAAAUCUGGACCCCUACAAAUCAGCUGGGCUAGACAAUCUGGACCCUUUCUUUCUAAAACUAGCCGCCGAAAUUGUCGCAACCCCUAUUACUAUUCUGUUCAACCUCUCUUUCAUAACGUCUGAGAUCCCCAGAGAUUGGAAAGCUGCCGCGGUCAUCCCCCUCUUCAAAGGGGGUGACACUCUAGAUCCAAACUGCUACAGACCUAUAUCCAUCCUGCCCUGCCUUUCGAAAGUAUUUGAAAGCCAAGUUAAUAAACAGAUCACCGACCAUUUCGAAUACCACCGUACCUUCUCCGCUAUGCAAUCCGGUUUCCGAGCUGGUCAUGGGUGCACUUCAGCCACACUCAAGGUCCUAAACGAUAUUAUAACCGCGAUUGAUAAUAGACAGUACUGUGCAGCCGUCUUCAUCGACCUGGCCAAGGCUUUCGACUCUGUCAACCACCGCAUUCUUACUGGCAGACUAAAUAGCCUUGGUUUCUCAAAUGACUGCCUCGCCUGGUUCACCAACUACUUCUCAGAUAGAGUUCAGUGUGUCAAAUCGGAGGGCCUGUUGUCUGGACCUAUGGCAGUCUCUAUGGGGGUGCCACAGGGUUCAAUUCUUGGGCCGACACUUUUCUCAGUGUAUAUCAAUGAUGUCGCUCUUGCUACUGGUGACUCUCAGAUCCACCUCUACGCAGACGACACCAUUUUGUAUACAUCUGGCCCUUCAUUGGACACUGUGUUAACAAACCUCCAAACAAGCUUCAAUGCCAUACAACACUCCUUCAGUAGCCUCCAACUGCUCUUAAACACUAGUAAAACUAAAUGCAUGCUUUUCAAUCGAACGCUGCUGGCACCCGCCCACCCGACUAGAAUCACCACUCUCGACGGGUCUGACCUAGAGUAUGUGGACAACUACAAAUACCUAGGUGUCUGGUUAGACUGUAAACUCUCCUUCCAGACUCACAUUAAGAAUCUCCAAUCCAAAGUUAAAUCUAGAAUCGGCUUCCUAUUUCGCAACAAAGCCUCCUUCACUCAUGCUGCCAAACAUGCCCUCGUAAAACUGACUAUCCUACCGAUCCUUGACUUCGGCGAUGUCAUUUACAAAAUAGCCUCCAACACUCUACUCAGCAAACUGGAUGUAGUCUAUCACAGUGCCAUCCGUUUUGUCUCCAAAGCCCCAUACACUACCCACCACUGUGACCUGUACGCUCUUGUUGGCUGGUCCUCACUACAUGUUCGUCGUCAAACCCACUGGCUCCAGGCCAUCUAUAAAUCACUGCUAGGCAAAUCCCCGCCUUAUCUUAGCUCAUUGGUCACCAUAGCAGCACCCACCCGUAGUCUGCGCUCCAGCAGGUAUAUCUCACUGGUCAUUCCCAAAGCCAACACCUCCUUUGGCCGCCAUUCCUUCCAGUUCUCUGCUGCCAAUGACUGGAACGAAUUGCAAAAAUCUCUGAAGCUGGAGACUCUUAUCUCCCUCACUAACUUUAAGCAUCAGUUGUCAGAGCACCUUACCGAUCACUGCACCUGUACACAGCCCAUCUGAAAUUAGCCCACCCAACUACCUCAUCCCUAUAUUGUUAUUUAUUUUGCUCUUUUGCACCCCAGUAUCUCUAUUUGCACAUAAUCUCUUGCACAUCUAGCAUUCCAGUGUUAAUACUAUUGUAAUUAUUUUGCACAAUAGCCUAUUUAUUGCUUUACCUCCAUUACUUGCUACAUUUGCACCACUGUAUAUAUAUUUUCUGUUGUAUUUUUGACUUUAUUUUUUUUUACCCCAUAUGUAACUCUGUGUUGUUUUUAUCGCACUGCUUUGCUUUAUCUUGGCCAGGUCGCAGUUGUAAAUGAGAACUUGUUCUCAACUGGCUUACCUGGUUAAAUAAAGGUUAAAUAAAUAUAAAAAUAAAAACUGGAGGAACCGAUUGAGCCGGUCUCUGCGUGUUUGGGGUGUGGGACAAAGGAGCUCUCUGAGGCUAUUUGAGCUGAUAUAUUUACAUUGACAUUUUAGUCAUUUAGCAGACGCUCUUAUCCAGAGCGACUUACAGUUAGUGAGUGCAUAAAUUUUUCAUACUGGCCCCCCAUGGGAAUCUAACCCACAACCCUUGCGUUGCAAGCGCAAUGCUCUACCAACUGAGCUAAAGGAGGCCUGGUUGACAUGUAGAGUUAUUUGGAGGUGGAAAUGUUACAUGUGCUACGUUUGCAACAGGUACGGUAGCUCAGCGGUUAGAGCAUUGGGCCUGUAACUGAAGGGUAGCUAGUUUGAAUCCCGAGCUGAUAAGGUGAAGAAUUUGUCAAUGGGACCUUGAGCAAGGCAUUUAACCGUAAUUGCUCCAGGGUCGCCAUUGAUAAUGGUAAACCCAGGCCGUGACUCCACUCUCAGAGGGUCUCUCAGGGAGAGAUAGGAUAUGAAAAAAACACAUUCGGAAAAUAUAAGCACAGACCAAAUGUAUUAUUAUUUUAAAUACUUCCAGUGCUUGUCUUUUAAACGCAUACUAUUUUCACACUUUGCUUUUUUUUGCUGCACUUUUACUGGGCCUUUAAAGGUAGUAACUUUUUCAACGUAAUGGGAUAGUUCAGCAAAAUUAGGGAUUCAGAUAUUUCUUUCCUUACCUCAUAAGCAGUCUUCAUACUGCUCUAAGGAGUGACUGCAAUCCACACUUUGGUAGAAAAGUCACUGUCAACAAACGCUAAUGUUAGCAUUUUCAAAUGAAAAACGUUACUUUACUCCCACUAUUACAACAGUGCGACUGUUUAGGAAUAAAAUAUAUUUCCUGAACCAUCCUCUGUAUUGUGUGCUUAUUGUUUAAUAAUUAUAGGCCAUUUUGAGACCUUAAGGAGCAUCAGGUAUUGCUGGAAUGUCUACCAAUGGCAGGUUUAUCUUUUUGUGAAAAAUUACACUGGUCGCUCAAAAAAUUUAUUAAGUAUUUACGAAGUUAAAAUUGACCUCACUUUUGAUUAGCCCACACAAAAAGACUUAACUAAUGAUUGCUAAAUGGUUUAUAAGGACCUAUUUUAAACAGGUUAUGAAUGAUCUUAUGAAUCAUUAUUACAACCUUUAAAAAUGGUUUAUACAUGUGUUAAUAACUAGCUUACUAACAUUUACAAAUGUAGGAGUAAUGAUUAAUAAAUUAUGAAUAAACUAUUUACUAAUCCAUUAUAAAUGCUUUAUAAUUAUGAUUAGGGUUAUUAUGUUAUUAUUGGUGUUAUUAUGAAGCGCUACCGGACACAUUUAUUCUAUAUUUUCAUUGUUAAACAUUUUUGGCCCCAAACCUAUGCAAGAAGUGGGACAGCCAGGGCUAGUACUCAUAUGUCUGCAUAGUAUAGCACAUUAUUUUAGGUGAUUCUAGAGCAAGGUUCUCCAACCCUGUUCCUGGAGAGCUACCCUCCUGUAGGUUUUCGCUCCAACCCGCAGUUGUAACUAACCUCAUGCAGCUGAUCAACCAGCUAAUUUUUAGAAUAAUGUGCAAUAGAUUAGGGUUGGAGUGAAAACCUACAGGAUGGUAGCUAUCCAGGAACAGGGUUGGAGAGCCCUGUUCUAGAGAAAUAAUAGCACUGCAAGUUUUUGGCUGAAUCUUGGUAAACUACAAUGCUAACAUACAGGGAGAUCGUAUCUUCAAUGCUACCAGAUAUCUUAAUUGCUCGUUAAAAUAAUUUGCAUGGUUUAUGCAUGGUUUGCAUGGUUUGUCAAGCUAAACUUGUUUGGACAUCCAAAGGCUUGAUGGUAAUUGUCACGACUUCCGCCGAGGCUGCCCUCCCUCCUGGUUUGGGCAGGCUUCGGCGUUCGUCGUCACCGGAGUACUAGCUACUGCUCAUCCCAUUCUCAUCACUCCACUUGUCAUGUCUUGUCAAUCACACACACCUGGUGCUCAUUCCCCUAAUUAGUAUUUUUUAUAAGUGUUCCCUCUGUUCCCCUUGUCUUUGUGAGUGAUUGUUUGUUGUGAGAGCUUGUAGCUCGGUUGAGCUACUGUUCACUGUGUUUAUGCCAAGGUAGAAGUUUUCCCUUGUAAUAGUUUCAUUUGACGAUUUGGGCGUUUGAUUUAUGUAAACGGAAUAAACUCUGGACUUCGGUAUUUUACCUCCUACGCCUGACUACUUAAUUCAGCCCUUGUCACAGAAUCACUCACCUGAUCUGAUAUGGAGUAAGCCGGAGAAGACUGCAUGUCUGGAGUUGUGGCAAGGGUCCAGGAGCAUUCCAGCUUGGGGGAAGCGAUGGAUCGGGUUCUUCAGGUGGUAAAACGCCUGGAGAGGAGAGGAUCCGAUCUAUCGAGACUAGCUGGUCAACUGGAUCCAGCCACCUACACCCCAGCCCCUGGAGAGAUUCAGAUAUCCCGGCCAUCGGCGUUUGAUGGGACGGCGGCGCGAUGUAAGGGAUUCCUACUCCAACUGGAGUUGUAUUUCUCGGGCAUCAGGCCGCCGCCCCGGGAGCGGGAGAAGGUAUCCGUCCUCGUUUCCUGCCUUUGUGGGAGGGCCCUGGAGUGUGCCGCCUCCUUCCUCUUCCCGGUCUCCCCACGGCCCUACAAACUGCGGAGGCUCUGUUUACUCACGUCUUCCGGCACUACGGGGUACCAGAGGAUAUAGUGUCCGACCGAGGUCCCCAGUUCACGUCUAGAGUCUGGAAGGCGUUCAUGGAACAUCUGGGGGUCUCGGUCAGCCUGACCUCUGGAUUUCACCCGAGAGUAAUUGGCAGGUGGAAAGGGUGAAUCAAGAUGUGGAUAGGUUCCUGCAGACCUACUGUCAGGACCGGCCGGGGGAGUGGUCGGUGUUCCUGCCAUGGGCAGAAUAUGCUCAGAAUUCUCUCCACUAACCUAACACCCUUCCAAUGUGUUUUAGGUUACCAACCGGUCCUGGCACCGUGGCACCAGAGCCAGACCGAGGCUCCUGCGGUGGAUUGCUGGUUUCGACGCGCGGAGGAGACUUGGGACGUGCGCGCGCUGUGCAUCAUCAGAAGGCCAACGCUGACCGCCACCGCAGGGAGGCCCCGGUGUUCGUACCGGUGGAUCUGGUCUGGCUCUCGACCCGGAAUCUGCCCCUCCGCCUGCCCUGCCGGAAGCUAAGCCCGCGGUUUGUGGGGCCGUUUAAAGUCCUGAGGAGAAUAAACGAGGUGACAUACAGGUUGUUACUCCCCCCUGAUUACCGUAUUAACCCCUCGUUUCAUGUGUCUCUCCUCAGGCUGGUGGUAGCUGGACAUUAAGGGGGCCCUGGCAUACUCGGUCCGUUCCAUCCUGGAUUCGAGGCGUCGGGUGGGGGCCUUCAGUAUCUCGUGGAGUGGGAGGGGUACGGUCUGGAGGAACGGUGCUGGGUCCCAAGGUGGGACAUCCUCGAUCCCUCCCUGUUGAGGGAUUUCCACCGUCGCCAUUCGACUCGCCCUGCUCUGCGUCCUCCUGGCCGUCCCCGAGGCCAGGGUCGGUGCACUGCUGGAGCCGCGCGUCGUGGGGGGGUGGGGGGGGUACUGUCACGACUUCCGCCGAGGCUGCCCCCCCUCCUGGUUCGGGCAGGCUUCGGCGUUCGUCGUCACCGGAGUACUAGCUACUGCCGAUCCCAUUCUCAUCACUCCACUUGUCAUGUCUUGUCAAUCACACACACCUGGUGCUCAUUCCCCUAAUUAGUAUGUGUAUAAGUGUUCCCUCUGUUCGCCUUGUCUUUGUGAGUGAUUGUUUGUUAUGAGAGCGUGUACCUCGGUUGAGCUACUGUUCACUGUGUUUAUGCCAAGGUGGAUGUUUUCCCUUGUCAUAGUUUCGUUUGACGCUUUGGGCGUUUGAUUUAUGUAAACGGAAUAAACUCUGGACUUCGGUAUUUCACCUCCUGCGCCUGACUUCUUCAUUCACACCUCGUCACAGAAUGAUUAGGGCCCUGACAUUUUCCUGACCACAUGACUUAACCAGGAGAAACUCUGCAUUUAACAGUAUGUUACAGUGCCCCAGAAUUUCGAGUUUGUCAUGGUCGGGUCACACCCAGUCUUUGAGGUUUGGAGAUGUGGGGGCUUAUGACGAAAGCCUGUGUCUGAGAGUCUCAACUAUUUAGCCAAACCGGAUGGACCAGUUAAUGGGUGAAACAGUGUUUUGUAAUCCAUCGCCAAGUGUCUGUUUGUGUGUGUGUUGAGCGAGUCCUACUUUCUCUGCCCCUACAUAUAGCAUGCCACUCUACCUUGCUUGGUUUCAGUCACUCAGCAUUCCUAUUCACCCUCCUCUUCUCUGAAGCUAACUCAGGUAAGACUAUGUCUAUGAGCAAAGGUAUUAUACCAGGUAGCUUAUUCACUCUAUAUGGAAAAUCUAUAUUUGUGAAAAUAUGAAAUGUAUUUUGGCUAUAUUUUAUAUAUCACAUUUAUUUUAACAUUUAUUUAAUUUCCAUAUGGCAUAAGGAAUGAAAGGUAAAGGGAUAUCGCAUACUGCUGAAUGUAAUGAUAAAUUACAAGCCUGGUCUCAUAGACUAGACGUAACAUAGUAAAUGUAAAUCAGGGACUCUCAAAUUAGUAUGAUAUGUUACGUUUAGUGUGGUUACAUAAGAGAGAAGGUUACUUGUAGGGUGGUUGGUCAUGGUGAGUGGGCGUAUAAAGCGAACAUCUAGCAACCCCAAAGAGUGCGGGUUCGAAUCUCAUCACGACAACUUCAGCAUUUUAGUGAAUAAUCUCUUUGCAACUACUUAAUACUUUUUAGAUACUUUGCAACUACUUAGCAUGUUAGCUAACCAUAAUCCUAACUUUAACCCUUUAACCUAACUCAUAACCCUUUAAUUUAACACUAACCUUAACCCUAAGCUUAACCCCUAACCCCUAGCCUAGCUAACGUUAGCCACCUAGCUAAUGUUAGUGUUACCCACCUAGCUAAUGUUAGCCACAACAAAUUGGAAUUCGUAACAUAUAUGUUUUGCAAAUUCGUAACAUAUUGUACAAAUUGUAAUUCGUAACAUACUCUCUUAGAAAAGAAGGUGCUAUCUAGAACCUAAAAGGGUUCUUCGGCUGUCCCCAUAGGAGAACCCUUUGAAUAAACCUUUUUGGUUACAGGUAGAACCUUUUUGGUUACAGGUAGAACCCUUUUGGUGCCUGGUAGAACCCUAUUAGGUUCAAUGUAGAACCCACAGAGGGUUCUACAAUGAACCAAAAGGGUUUUUACCUGGAACCAAAAAUAGAUCUACCUGGAACCAAAAAGGGUUCUCCUAUGGGGACAGCUGAUGAACCCUUUUGGGACCCUUUUUUCUAAGAGUAUAUCAUAUGAAAUGGGUGAUGGACAUCCACAAAUGAAUACAUACUAUGUCAUACUAAUUGGAGUGUUAUGGAUUUACAGUUUUACUAUGUUACGUCUACCCCUGAGUCCAGGUUGAAUGUACAAUUUGUGUUGGACUAUGACUGCUUCUAGCUCAUGUUCAAAGGAGCAGUUUUAAAGCCUUGGGACAACUAAACUCUUAGCACUGGGUUUCUCUGUACAACAUACAGCAUUUUGAAUAACUUCAACACAUUUUGAAGAAUUUCACAAAGUAUCUUGAGAACUAGUUCUAGCACCAUUAUUGUGAAGCAUGAAACAUCGCCCUAUAUUGAUUUGCUGGUGGUGUGACUUCUGUAAAAAUUAAAAUAAAAACUUUUUUUUUAAAUCCUCACAGAAGCCACCACCAUGGCAAACAAGAUGGUAAUCCAGCAGCCCAAGCCCUUUGUUCAGGCCAUCACCUCAAACCAAUGGAGCUCCGACAUCUGUGACUGCACCAAGGAUAUGUCUUCGUGUAAGUGUGUGUGUUCGUGUGUGUGCGUGCAUGUUUGUGUAUGUACAUAUAGUGAUCGUCUUUACACAAAGCCUCUGUUACCGCUCAAUUCCAUUCAAUGGGGGGCAAACUUGUUUCAAUCAACAACAUACCACUUUAGUUUAGAGUUAUCCCAUGGUAAAGAGAACAUCCUCUUCACUGUCAUUUCUUGUCCCCUAUAUCCUUCUAUAGGUUGCUUAGCGUUCUGGUGCUUCCCCUGUUUUGCCUGUAUAACGGCGAGGGAGGCUGGGGAGUGCCUGUGUCUGCCCCUGCUAGACGGCUUCGGCGCUAUCCCCGCCGCCACCAUGUCCAUGAGGGUGGGCAUGCGCCAGCGCUACGGCAUCGAGGUAGGGACACACAGAAUGCCUUCUACACUAUUACGAGACAUUACACACGUUCACAUGUACAGUCAAAGGAACUGGGCAAUACACAUAAUUUGUAUGGACCUUGUCUAGAGUCAUGACGUUUGGUUUUCUCAUUGUUUACUGUUAGCUUGGCAUGUCUUAUGACUAGAGUUUUUCCUGAUCACAGGAUCUGAACAGGAAAAACUCUGGGCCUUAUAGGUAUAGGCCAUAACUAUUGGUAAAUAUGUUGUAUUAUUAAAAUAUUUUGUGAAUAGAAUGCAUAUGAAUACAAUGUCCAUACAAAUUAUGUGUAUUGCCCAGUUUCUUUGACUCUACAUGUGAACGUGUGUAAUGUCUCGUAAUGGUGUACUAUCAGUCCCUCCAUCUCUCCAGUAAUUCACCAUGUUCACCUCACCUUCCAAUCUGAUCUCAGAACUCACCUAACCAGUUCUAAUGACCUAGGUUUCAGGACUACCUGUGGCCCAGACCAUGCCCACAUUUUUUCUAGAGUACUCAACGUCUGUUUCAAUACCUGCAUACUGAGGGAGUAGCCUGGGUACCAGUCUCUGUGCUAACAUUCCUCUCAUUGACAAUCCUAGUCAUGCCAAACAAGGAGUUGGAAUGACAGCACAAAGAGAUCGGGGACCAGGCUACUCAGGGAUUAAUGCAUAAUGUUCUGAUGAUGUCACAGUGCUGAACUCCGAUCAGAUAGUCUAUCUCCUCUUUGUCAUUAAUUGAUAAAUGUAGUCAGUGUUAACUGAUCCUAGAUCAGGUGUAAUGUGAUGUAUCUCUGUCUCUUCCCUAAAAGGGCACCAUGUGUAAUGACUGUGUCUAUUCGUUCUUCUGCGGGCCCUGCACCUGGUGUCAAAUGUCAAGAGAGAUGAAGACCCGCUUCCAACCAAUCACUCUCAUCAACACACAUGUAAGAUAAGGACAGACCUCGUUCUUCCUCAUCCUCCUCUUCGUCAUCAUGUACCAUCAUCAUCAUCAUCAUCAUCAUCAUCAUCAUCACUCAUUAUCAUAUAUCCAUCCUCUUCCUCUUCCUCCUCCACCUUCACCAUGGUCAUUACACUAAUCAUAAUCAACAACAUCAUCAUCAUUAGACUCAUGUUAAUGGGAUACUAACAAUACCAAGCCUUAUCCAGGGCUACACUUUCUACCACAGGAGGCUGCUGACGGGAGGACAGCUCAUAAUAAUGUCCGGAAUGGAGCAAAUGGAAUGGUAUUGUUCGAUGUAUUUGAUACCAUUCUACUGAUUCCGCUCCAGCCAUUACCAUGGGCCCGUCCUCCCCAAUUAAGGUACCACCAACCUCCUGUGCUUUCUAUCCUCUGUUGACUCUUACAUCACCACUCACUGUCACCAAACUCGUCACCAUUGAAUGUCACACACGUGUACACGUGUACUGUGAGCCACCCAAAACUGAUCUCCAUUCAGUUUCAAGCACGUCUGCAACAGUAUUCUGUUCUUAGGUUGUUCACGUUCACUUCCACCCUGCUGACAGCUGGAAAUGUUUAUCUGUAUCUGUAAAGGCCCUUUACGUUUUUUCGGGUGUGUGAAAGUUGAACGAACAUGUAUGUAUGUAUGUAUGUAUAAAUACAUUUCCAAAACCCUUUUGAAAACUGGACCUUUUUAUCUACUACUAUGCUAAAUGUACGAAACAUGUCCAGAUGUAUUGUAGAAACGUAUACGAGAGAAAUAGGUAUGAAAAAUUUCCGAAACAAAACGUACAUUCAGAUAUAUCUUUCAUGUUUGCAGUAUAAAUGUAUGUAUUUUAAUGGUAAAUAAAUUAUUAAAAUAAUAGUGUCUGUCCUUUCUCCAUGACGUUAAUACAGAGGAUACUGUAUGUCACUGAUCUUCAGUGACGGUGUUGAAUCUUAUGCAAACCACACACAUGCAAAUAGUGACUGUUCUGUAAUUUAGUUCCUGAAUGAUAUGGUUUUUAAUGCCACCUCUGGUCCAGAAGUACCCAUCACGAACCUGGAUACAGCUAGGCAAAGUUGUCCAUUUCAGGUGAGUGUAUUUUAUUAAAAGAGUCCGAUUUCAAUAAAACAGGACUUAGAUUGAACAUACCCCACUACUAGAAUUAUAGGCUGCAAUGAUUUGUCUUUGAUGGGGAGACUUAUACGUUUUAACAUCACGUUAAUGUUGAAUACUUUAUAGACUACAGUUUGGGAAUGAACAGUACCAGAGUGCACACAGUAGCUUAUUGGCUGUUAAGUGAUGAUUGAAUGAUUGAAGUGGCUCCACUUGUAAGAAGCGAAUUAGCCACUUAGAAUAGAAGGAAGUGCAAAGAUAUUAAAGCGUAUUUCGAAGCGAGUUGAGGGAUGUGUGGGGGGGUGGUAUUUCAUAUUUUAUUUCAACAAGUUGGCAUUGGGGAGGCAGGUAGAGCCAAAAGUUAGGAAAAAGUAACUAUCCAUUGUUGUUUGUUGUUGCUUUUUGUUCAGGUUCUUCGUCCUUAGUCGAGCGGCCGGCCAGUCACCAUGGCAACGAGCGUGACAAUCAACAACCAACAGUCUCAGCCUCCUCAGCCCCAGACACCAGCUUUCAUAGCUGUCCACUCUAACCAGUGGAGCACUGGCAUCUGUGGCUGCUUCGACGACUUGCAAGUCUGUGAGUCUGUCUGUCCAUUUGUUUGUCCAUUUAUCCAGUGUUCAGCGAAUCAUUGAUAUUUCUCUGCAAAAAUUAGAAUUCAGAGUUCAGUAUUCAUUUACGUUCUGUAUUUCGGAAUGUCUUAUUAAAACAUUGUUUUUAAAAAGCACGUAUGUUAUACAUUACAUUGUUCCGUUUUAACUUACGCCGUGUUUGGAAUAUUUUGAGACUUCAAUGGAGUAUUAUAGUCCAUAUAUAGAAAAUAACUUCAUAAAAGGACAAACAGCGUUACUAGCCACUAAUCAAAAUGAGUGAGAAAAGUGUUGUAAUCCGUGCUAACAGAUCUCUUCCCUGACUUGCGCUCUGUGACCCUAUGAUCAGGCUGUUUUGCUUACUGGUGCUUCCCCUGUUUCGCCUGCACCACCACCUCAGAGUUCGGAGAGUGUUUCUGUCUCCCCCUACUGGACAUUUUAUGGUCCUCCACCCAGCUGGUAGGGGUGCCAACCUGCAUUCCCCCUGUGUCCAUGUCCAUGAGGGUGGCCGUACGUAACCGCUAUGGCAUUCUGGUGGGUUAACGAAUGGAGAGUUGUUCUGUCAGUCUGAACGCCUGAAUAAAAACACUAGAUAAGGAAGACUGUUAGAGUAGGCCUACGGACUGUGUGGAAGAGUGAGGCAGCACAUAAAACACAACACAAUAGAGCUUCUGUGGGCUUGUGUCCAGUUAAUACAACAGCUCAGUAGUCGAUGUAAUCAUACAGUAUCCCUGGUUUGAAACCUCUGCUGAUUCCUCAUUGCAAGUAAAACCAAAUCCUGGUUGGAAGAUUCCCAGAAUCAGGAGGGAAUAAGUAAAAAAUCCAAGAAUCAUCCAAACUGGGAUUUCUAGAAAAGAGGAAUUUUGCAAUCCUAAUCCUGUCUAUGUGUGUGUUCAGGGUGACAUGACAGCGGACUGUGUGUACUCCACCUUCUGCAACAUCUGCUCCUGGUGCCAGAUGGCCAGGGAGAUCAGGAGACGCAGACAGACCUUCACCGUCAUCAACGCCCAGCCCACCAUGCUUCCCGGUCAGCCCAUGUUGAUGGCCUCCCAGCCUGGAGUCAUCAACGCCCAGCCCACCAUGCUGCCUGGUCAGCCAAUGUUGAUGGCCUCCCAGCCUGGGGUCAUCACAUCUCAGCCUAUGAUUACCUCUGCCCCUCAGCCUAUCUUGAGCACUAGGUUCAUGUAA
Messenger RNA from Coregonus sp. 'balchen', 36055 nucleotides. The record is from the annotation of a GenBank genome assembly. NCBI's taxonomy places the organism in Eukaryota, Metazoa, Chordata, Actinopteri, Salmoniformes, Salmonidae.